GCUCGACUUUCUGACAGCUCCGCAGAUCACGUGCACCCCAUCCGGAUCAUUCUUGAGUGGCAGGUUUUUGAUUUCAUGAAGAUUGAUGACCGUCUGGCCCCGAGCAGGGAUACAAAUUCGGAGAUUUUGUCUUGUGCUGUAUAGUCUUGGGAGUUGAUAUACUGAACUACUGGCUGGCCAUCAUGUUCAUCCUGACUACGAUCUCCGAUCUGAUUCAGAUCGCACCCGAGGACUUUUCCAAGCUCAGUGCAGUUGCAAUUGAGGAUAAUAUCAAUGAGAAAUAUGCCAACAAGGUGAUCCAAAAAAUCGGCCUCUGUGUCAGCUUCUAUGACCUCCUCGAGUCCUCAGAUGGCCUGAUCGGUCAUGGAACUGGGCUGGUCAAUGUAAACGUGAAAUUUCGCAUGAUCGUCUUCCGGCCCUUCAAGGGCGAGAUCAUGCUGGGCAAGAUCUCCAGCAGUACCGACAAGGGUAUCAAGAUCAGCGUCGAGUUUUUCAACGAUAUCCUCAUCCCACCGUCGAUGCUGAUGGACGGCGCUACAUUUGAUCACGCGGACCAAGUAUGGACCUGGGAUAACGACGGCACCAUGUUCUAUCUGGACGUGGGCGAGAUUGUCCGCUUCCGCGUGGAGACGGAAGAGUGGCAUGAUCAGAUCCCCAAUGCGCCAGAUCUCGGCGAAGAGCUUCCUACUGACCGGAAGCCUGCAUAUUCCAUCUUCGGCUCGAUGCAGAUCCACGGUCUGGGACCUAUCACUUGGUGGUAAAGUGUUUCUUUGGACGAAAUCAGAUUAGAUGAUUCGUCUUAGGUUAGAAUCUUGGAUGGCGCUUUGGUGGAGCAGUGUAAAUUUCCUUCGUCAGAUCAGAUACCCAUGCAGACCUGGUACUUAGCAGACUGGGCGCAAAAAUA
Penicillium subrubescens is the source of this 904-nucleotide messenger RNA. RefSeq names its product DNA-directed RNA polymerase III subunit RPC25. The record is from RefSeq and is a predicted model, not a curated record. The transcript is spliced from 7 exons. Gene Ontology annotation, cellular component: RNA polymerase III complex. NCBI's taxonomy places the organism in Eukaryota, Fungi, Ascomycota, Eurotiomycetes, Eurotiales, Aspergillaceae. Gene Ontology annotation, biological process: transcription initiation at RNA polymerase III promoter; DNA-templated transcription. The coding region runs from base 183 to 761 and encodes 192 amino acids.